UACGCCCUUCCUCCCAUGAGCCACCGCGGCGCGGGCCCGUUGCCGGCAUCGCUGCGUCUGACCCGGGUUUUGUCCUUGCACCCGAGUGACCGGUUCACCGUCCGCGGCCACCAUGAGCACGAUGUGCGCUGACACCAUCCUGAUCGUCUUCAUCUCGGUCUGCACCGCGCUCCUGGCGGAAGGCAUCACGUGGGUGCUGGUGUACAGAACUGACAAAUACAAACGGCUAAAAGCUGAAGUGGAAAAACAGAGCAAGAAGUUAGAAAAGAAGAAAGAAUCUAUUACAGAAUCUGCAGGGAGGCAACAAAAGAAAAAAAUAGAAAGACAAGAAGAAAAACUAAAAAAUAAUAAUCGGGAUCUUUCCAUGGUCCGAAUGAAGUCGAUGUUUGCUAUUGGAUUCUGUUUCACUGCUUUAAUGGGCAUGUUUAAUUCUAUAUUUGAUGGCCGAGUGGUUGCAAAACUCCCAUUUGUUCCAUUGUCAUACAUCCAAGGAUUAUCCCAUCGCAACCUCCUUGGAGAAGAUUACACGGACUGUUCUUUCAUCUUUUUGUACAUUUUAUGCACAAUGUCAAUUCGACAGAAUAUUCAGAAACUACUGGGUCUGGCUCCAUCCCGUGCAGCAACCAAACAGGCUGGAGGGUUCCUGGGACCACCUCCUCAAACUAGCAAAUUCUCAUGAUGGAACUGUAAAAUAGUAUUGAGCAUCAAAUGUCAGCUGCUAAGCCUCUCCACAGCUAAAGAGUCAAUUUAAAUUCUUCCUCUUUCCAUCAGUAAGUGAAAUAUCUCUUGGAUGCCGGUAUGUUGAAAGGCUUUUGUGUAAAAUGUAAAUGAAAUAUGAUGGUUCUGGAAACAAAAUAAGAUACAUAUAUGAUUUGCAGUUUAAAGUUUGUUCACAUUGUUAAACAGUCUGUGCUGAAGGCAGGUAAAACAUGAAGGUUUUUCCAAAGUAUGAAGGUUAUUCCUGAUGUUUGCAUCCUGUUUACAUCAGGAGUGUGAUGUACACAUUGAACAAAACCAUGUUUUAUCUGAAACAAUAUUUUUUAAUGCAUGGACCUAUAAAAUGCAAGAUUAUUUUGUGUCAGCAAUGAAUAAAAAUAUUAAUUUAAAA
Hypanus sabinus (Atlantic stingray) is the source of this 1108-nucleotide messenger RNA. It is a transcript of the gene tmco1, whose product is annotated as transmembrane and coiled-coil domains 1. The transcript has 7 exons. Gene Ontology annotation, molecular function: calcium channel activity. Gene Ontology annotation, biological process: endoplasmic reticulum calcium ion homeostasis. The coding region runs from base 113 to 679 and encodes 188 amino acids. The record is from RefSeq and is a predicted model, not a curated record. Lineage: Eukaryota; Metazoa; Chordata; Chondrichthyes; Myliobatiformes; Dasyatidae. Gene Ontology annotation, cellular component: endoplasmic reticulum membrane; cytoplasm; endoplasmic reticulum.